UCGUACCACAGAUCUCGCGCACUCCGCGCUCGUGAAACAAACAAACCAAAAACCCGGCUUCACUGAGGUACACAGCUCGGCUUCACUUUUUGAGGACAGUACCACCAUGGAUGCCUUGCGAGCAGUCGCUUUUUACACACUGUUCAUUUUCCUGUGGAGUUUACCGUGUUGCCAGUCAGCUGCGCUUAUAUCGUCGAAAAGGAGCAAGGGUGGCAGGAGCGCAUAUGAUGGACAAAGGUCACACAAAUUUCUUAAAGAGAUUUUCGCAUCCUCCCCGGGCACAAGUCGUAGGGACGAUUUAAAGGACCCGGUUGUGCCACACGACUACAUGAUAUCUAUAUACAGGACUUAUUCCGCCGCUGAAAAACUUGGACUCAAUGCAAGUUUUUUCCGAUCUUCAAAGUCGGCAAAUACUAUAACGAGUUUUGUGGACAGGGGAAAAGACGAUCUCGUGCUCUCUCCUUUGCGAAGACAAACGUAUCUGUUUGAUGUCUCAACUCUCUCAGACAAAGAAGAGCUGAUCGGGGCUGAAUUAAGGAUAUUUCGAAAAGCGCCUGGGGAUUUCCUAGCGUCCCAGUCAGGCGUCUACAACCUUCAUUUACUCUCAUGUCGAUCAGAGAGGCCGCUGGGUUCCAGGUCCCUUGAUCUCCAGGAUUCCCGAAAACCAGAAUGGGAGGUUCUGGACGUAUGGGGGAUUUUCAAGAACAGGCAUCAUUCAGCCCAAGGGAAUCAGCUUUGUCUUCAGCUCAAGGCGACGCAUGGCAAAUCCGACGCGGAAAUCGAUUUAAAGCAACUGGGUUUCCACCGACACGGCCGAUCACAGCAAGAAAAGGCGAUAUUGGUGGUGUACACGCGAUCUAAAAAGAGGGAGAACCUGUUCAAUGAGAUGAAAGAGAAGAUCAAGUCUCGGGGAGAAGAGGAGGAGGAGGACGACGAGAGCGCGCUUCAGUUUAAAGCGAGGCGCAGACGGAGAACUGCGCUCAACAAUCGCCACGGGAAAAGACACGGGAAAAAGUCAAAAUCGAGAUGUAGCAAAAAAGCGUUGCAUGUCAAUUUCAAAGAGCUGGGCUGGGACGAUUGGAUCAUCGCGCCCCUCGAUUACGAAGCAUACCAUUGCGAGGGCGUGUGCGAUUUCCCCUUGAGGUCGCACCUGGAGCCGACCAACCACGCCAUCAUUCAAACGCUCAUGAACUCCAUGGACCCCAACAGCACGCCACCGAGCUGUUGCGUUCCCACCAAACUCAGCCCCAUCAGUAUACUGUACAUAGACUCUGGAAACAAUGUUGUUUAUAAACAAUACGAGGACAUGGUGGUAGAGCAGUGUGGCUGCAGGUAGCGAAUCAUACAAACCAAGGCAUGAAAACUUGAAUAGAGGCGACGUGAACCCGAAUCUGUCCAGAACGAAGCCAAGACGAGACAUGAAGCAUUGGAGACGAUUACAUUUGCGCAUUCUUACCUGUGCAAAAGGGAUUCUUCAUCCUACCUGGAGACAUUCCAUUUGACAAUUAAUCUGACCAUUAACAAUAGCAAAUAGUUUGCUUGUGGCAAGAUAGUAUAUCUUAUAUUUAAAAUAAAUCCCCUUUAGGGUUUACUUUUGUAAUUACGCGUAAAACAUUUCCAAAAAACGCAGACGUUUUAAGAAAUAUUCCUCCAAUGAAUCGUCUCAAGGCAGGCAGAAGAAAAGCCAGAUUUAGUCCGUAACCGUCUGGACAGGAUUCACUGAGGAUUAGGUUACACCAUUAUCUCUGUGGACUCAGAAGAAUGGGCAGACGGGCACCUGUUCAAACGGAAAGGCUCUCUCACUCAUGGUCUAUAGUUAUAUGGAUAAUAUAUGCUAUGUGGAAAAAAAAGGCAGUGACCCUCGCCUCUACAGUCACCAAUGUCCUGGAAACGCUUUAUUACGACCAAAUUAUACGGCAUGGAAAGAAAGAGUGCAGAUGCGUUUCUACUUCAUACCUGCAGAGAGAAAUAGAAGCCAACUGUUGCUUUCAAGGAGGUCGAUAUCUGAAAAUAAACUUUUCAAGUGCCUGGACAUUUGAUUGUAGGUUACGAAGCCUUACAAUUUGCAAUUUCACGUGGAAUCGACAAACAAAGAGAUUUGCAAGAGAUGAAAAAUGUAAAUCCAUCAAUGCAUAUUUACAAAUGCACUUCCACAGCAACUAACUGUCCAAGUCUGGAAGGAUCAUUUUUUUCCUGACUUAUAGACUUACAAGGAAAAAGAGACUCGCACGCGAGAUUAUAUUUAAAUGCACAUUAGCUUUGAAUGCACUGUUGUUCAUUUUUUUUCUUUUUUUGAGCUGUAAAUAUUUGUAAAGUAAAACGUAAAAGUGCAACGUAUGAAGAAAUGAGAAAACAUUUCUUUGUUAAUGUACAUUUAUAAAUGCACUCAAAUCGCUAUAAUUUCUAUUCUAUAAUUAUUUUAUUAUUUGUGAUGUACAGAGUUUCAUGAUAAUCGUGUAUUUCUUACGCUGAUAAAACGAAAUUAAUUUAAAAUGUAUUCAUUAUUGCUGAGGGUGAAAAUACCAUUAUCGAUGUCUACCUCAUAAUUGCAUAGAAUCUGAGUUUUGAGGUGCAUUCAACUAGAGUUUAAGGUUUUUCCCAAUUAUAUAUAAAUAUAUAUAUAUUAUAUUAUAUAUAUAUACAGUAUAUCAAUGGAUAAUAAUCCACAC
Messenger RNA from Paramisgurnus dabryanus, 2669 nucleotides. It is a transcript of the gene gdf6a, whose product is annotated as growth differentiation factor 6a. Gene Ontology annotation, molecular function: cytokine activity; growth factor activity. NCBI's taxonomy places the organism in Eukaryota, Metazoa, Chordata, Actinopteri, Cypriniformes, Cobitidae. Gene Ontology annotation, cellular component: extracellular region. The record is from RefSeq and is a predicted model, not a curated record. Gene Ontology annotation, biological process: BMP signaling pathway.